Messenger RNA from Wyeomyia smithii (pitcher-plant mosquito), 3185 nucleotides. It is a transcript of the gene Ctu2, whose product is annotated as cytoplasmic tRNA 2-thiolation protein 2. Gene Ontology annotation, cellular component: cytosol. The transcript has 2 exons. Gene Ontology annotation, molecular function: sulfurtransferase activity; tRNA binding. NCBI's taxonomy places the organism in Eukaryota, Metazoa, Arthropoda, Insecta, Diptera, Culicidae. Gene Ontology annotation, biological process: tRNA wobble position uridine thiolation. The coding region runs from base 1825 to 3150 and encodes 441 amino acids. The record is from RefSeq and is a predicted model, not a curated record.
AAAAAACCCGAGACGCUUUACUACCAGCAUUUUAAAUUGUCCUUAUUCCGAACCCUUUGGAGGGCGGAGAUUUUUUUUGAAGUCCUCAACUCAAUUAUUUGUUUUUAAAGGCCUCAACUCAAUUAUUUGUGCCGAGAUUUGGUCAGCCGAGUGAUCGGCAACCAUCUCGGCUGAAUCUAUUUUGCCGAGAAUCUCGAGAAACCAGUAUUCGACAGAUGUCAUUUCAUCCCGAGAAUCUCGGUACGCAUUUGACUGUGUUCUCGGCAAAUCUAACCGAGAGACGGCAAACUAGACUAACGACCUUUCGGUUAUACAAGCUGAAUGUUUCGGUACAGUCAAAAGGCGAUUUUUCAGCGGAAUCCAAUCGCAGAGAAUAAUUUCACUCAAAAUUCAGUAGCUUUCUUACAAAAGAUAAAUUAUAAGCUCGAUGAGAAAUUUGAAGAAAUUUAUCCCUUUUGAAUAUUGAAUGUUUACAGAAUACCCAAGUAACCAGUAAUCACCGUAAGCACUAAAUCAUUGCCCUAUAACAAUACUAUAUUUGAUUACCGAAUUCUGGAUAAGUGUUUAUUCUGACCUAAAUGCUUGUACACUAAGGUCGCUUUUUACGCGGUUUCCGGAAUUUACGCGGUUUUUUUACUUGCAUUCCGGAAUUUACGCGGUUGUUUUACGCGGCAUGAAUCCCCCGCGUAAAAAGCGACUUUAGUGUAUAUACAUAUCUGAAAUAAUGUUAAAAAGUCGGAAAGGCGAGCCAAUAAAGUACUGCAGAUGGCAACCCUUAAUAUGCAUCAUAAUUGCUUAUUGAAUAAUUUAGAAAUCAAGAAAUUUUCUGCUUUUAUAGUGCUGACAGCGUGCACAAAUUAAUUUGUGAGCCCAUGACAUGAGUUCAUUGCCAUUCACUGUUACAUAUACGAAUAAUUUUACAGAAUGAGUAUUGAUUAGAUAGGAACAGGUUAAUGGGACACACCAGUGAGCGCAACUGUUUGUGUAUUGCCCUCUAUCUAGCUUUCCACGAACAUUAAUGGCGGACAGGACACGCAGCUCAUUUUGACGUUUUCUGUAGGUCGGGUAUUUUUGAACCGCAGUAACUGAGUGAAAACCAUAAAAAUUUUGCAACGUAGCAUAGCAACUUUCAUGAACAGUUUUGCUUAUUUUGAUCCGCGCAUGCGCACCACGAAAUUUAAAUAACAAAACGCCCAUUGUUUGUUGAAGUUGCUAUGCUACGUUCCGACGUUGUUAUAUUUUCUACUCCUUUACUGCGACUGAAAAUUCCUUUACUACAGAAAACGUCAAAAACCCCAUCCAAAUCUGCUCUAGAUGUCGUUGCAUGGCUAUGAGUAUUGAAGUGGUUCAUCGUCACAUGGAAAUGUUGAACAUGAUAGCAAAAAGCCAAAACGAAAUUUGAUUGGUUCCAUUAUCAUCUCACGGCAGGUAUUUCAAGAGAACUUCGAAAAUUUUAGAGAAUGGGCAGCACCACUUUAAUCAAAAGUUUUUUUUUGUUUAUUUUAAUCAAUUAAAUUUAUAAAAUCCUCAACCAGUGCUAUUUUGAAAUGUAUGUGUUGAAACUCUCGGAUGAAACGUCUCGAUUUAUAUCAGUGCUCAUAUAAAUGAUAUUUUCGGUUUUCGAGCAGUUGCGUACAUUUUCCAAAAAUAUCUGGCAUCUCUGCGUAAAAUCAAGCAUGUCAAAAUUUCAACACUAAAAAUGUAAACAAAAAAUACGUGAUCAAAAGUUUCGCCUUACGGUGUUCGCAAGUAGUAACAAGUUUUUUUUUUCCUUUUAAGUGAGUCUAUACUAGAACGAUUCAGCUGAGGAGAUUGCUAUCAAGGAUGUGCAGCAUAGGCGAGGAAGACUUCGGAGAUGAGGGCGCUCCGCACUUGAUGCGAGAGGACUCACCAAUGACUAGUACUUUGGCUGAAGGAGAAAUGUGCCGAAAGUGUCAACAAAAACCGGCUGUUUUGAAGCUGAUGAUCAAGGAGCCACAGUGCCAAAACUGUUUUCUACACUACGUUCGUCAUAAGUUCCGGGCAUCUCUUGGUUCAACGAAAAUAGUCCGUCGAGGAUCAAAAAUCCUAGUUGUGUUUGACGGGUCUCCGGAGAACGUUACUAUGUUGGAUAUGAUCCAGCAUGGAAUCGAACAGGAAUCGUUCAAAAAGCUCAGAAUCGAUCCUGUUUUACUGCUCGUAAGUGAGGAUUUCCUGUUUGGAAAUAAGGAUGCUUGGGUAAAGAAGACAGAGGAGAAAAUAAAUUUAAUGAAACAGUUUAAUUAUCCCUCAUAUAUCGCAAUGCUUGGGGGACAACAUUGCUGUUCAACUGGAGAUGAAGGACUAGACGAUUCUUUUCAAGUCGACCAAGACAAAAUAAUUGCUGUUUUGAAUAAUAUUAGGAGUACAACGGCAAAACAAGAUUUUAUCGUACAAAUUAGAAGGCAUACUUACAAUGUUAUGGCUAAAAAGCUAGAGUGCCAAUAUGUCUUUUUAUCAGAUAUCGGAGUCAGUCUCGCUAAAACUCUGCUCUUAAACGUGGCACUUGGCAGAGGACGAUCUGUGGCUUUAGAUGUCGCUUUUUGCGACGAUAGAGAAGAGAUAAAAAUUAUCCGUCCGAUGCGAGAUAUAAACCCGGAUGAAAUUAGGAACUAUAUUGCUUUUUCAGAAAAGCCACUACAAAUUUUGGAUACAGAAGUGCCUUUUAAAGAGAAGGCAAGUUUACAGAAUUUGACUUCCAAAUUUGUGGAUGAUUUGCAGAAAACCUUUCCAUCUACAGUUUCUACAGUGUUUCGAACAGGCGAUAAAUUAGCAGUACCACAAAACUUGGCUGCUAAUACAAGUGAUUCGGAAAUCGAGGAUGUUCUUAGACUUUUUGAUAAAACUUUGAAGGUUGGCGAAGUCACUAUAACGCCUUUGAGGUGCAAACUUUGUCACGCUGAACUAGAUUUUCACAAUUCAGACACACUCUUUGCAACCGAAUUUUCAAGAACCGUAUCAUCUCGUAUCAAUGUAAAUCUAAGCCACGAGGAAAUUCUAGAAAGUACACGUUCAAUGGAACUAGACGCAACGAAAGCUGUUACCGGGGAGCUGGACCAAGAAGACAGAGUCGGUCCACUGAAAAAGGAGCUCUGUCAUAGUUGCAGAAAUAUUUUUUUAGAAUUAACGUAAUAAUUAGAACAAAUCAUUAAACUAUAUAAAAUUUA